CCACACAGUGAUAAAGACAUCACCUCACAGAAUGGGGAAGAUACAGGUCUCUUCGUCCCCCGUUCCUUCCACAACGUGGCUUGCAAUCCUGCAAUCAUAAGAGAAGCUUUCCACACACCAUGGCACCUAUCGCGCAAGCUGUAACUGUGUCCUUGCAGGACCUCAAGGACGGAACCGUGUCUUUUGAGGCACUCCGCGAAGCCUUCGGACCCGACUCACUGGGGAUUCUGGUCGUGAAAGAUGUGCCUCCUGAAUUUCCCCUGCUUCGACGUCAUGUUUUGUCGUACGCAUCUUACCUCGGAAAUCUGCCCAAGUCGCAGCUCGACAAACUCGAAAAUGAAAAGGCAAAGUAUCUAACUGGGUGGUCGCUCGGCAAGGAGACGCUCAAGAACGGCCAGGUUGACACGCUGAAGGGCUCCUUCUACGCAAACUGUGCCUUCUAUGUCAACCCAGAACUGUCCUGCGCCGUCCCUACCGAGCAAUUCAAUGCCGAGAACUUUCCCGAGUAUCUCUCGCCAAACAUCUGGCCCGAGGAAACCGAUCUCCCCGGGUUCAAAGCCUGUUUCGCGCAGCUCUGCCGUCUGAUCAUCGACGUCGCUGUGCUUGUGGCUCGGGCCUGCGAUAGGUAUGCCGAGAAGGAGAUUGCCGGCUACCCAAAAGGCUACCUGGAGAGGGUUGUGAGCACCUCACCCACCACAAAGGCCCGGCUACUGCACUACUUCCCCGAGGAUCCCGCGACCGCGCCUCCCAUGUCGGCGCUUCCGAUUGAGGUCUCGACGGGCACCGAUGAGGAACGGGUUGAGGACGACUGGUGCGCAACCCAUCUGGACCACGGCUGCCUGACGGGCUUGACCUCGGCCAUGUUCGUCGACGAAGCCAAAGCGGACCCGACGUGCGCCGCCCCCGAGAUCGAAGGGGCUGCGAAUGGCCAACAGGCUCUGGCGCCGCUACCCGAGCUCGAGGCGUCGCCCGACCCGGCCGCGGGGCUCUACAUCAAGUCGCGGACCGGCCAGACGGUGCACGUCAAAAUCCCGCGCGACUGCAUCGCCUUCCAGACGGGCGAGUCCCUGGAGCGCAUCACGGGCGGCAAGUUCAAGGCGGUGCCGCACUUUGUACGCGGCGCCCGCGCCGCCAUGAGCGACGGCCGCAUCGCACGCAACACGCUGGCCGUCUUCACGCAGCCGAAUCUGGGCGAGGAGGUGGAUAUGGAGCAGCACAUCACUUUUGGCGAAUUUGCAAGAGGCAUUGUUGCUAAGAAUACCGUUUCUUGAUGGUUUGAGGCCACGGAUUCACAAGGAAGUCUUAAAUUCAUCGUUGAGAAGGCGAGGUAUGUACGGAGCAGGAUGCUAUGUACAUACACUCUUCUUUGUAAUUACGUACGGAAAAAAUUGUAUGUAAAAGUUACAGCGCGGCUGGC
This is a messenger RNA of Canariomyces notabilis, 1417 nucleotides long. Its product is annotated as Clavaminate synthase-like protein. Bases 120 to 1271 code for a protein of 383 amino acids. NCBI's taxonomy places the organism in Eukaryota, Fungi, Ascomycota, Sordariomycetes, Sordariales, Chaetomiaceae. The record is from RefSeq and is a predicted model, not a curated record. The transcript is spliced from 3 exons.